Solanum tuberosum (potato) is the source of this 450-nucleotide messenger RNA. RefSeq lists its product as uncharacterized. Bases 1 to 450 code for a protein of 149 amino acids. Lineage: Eukaryota; Viridiplantae; Streptophyta; Magnoliopsida; Solanales; Solanaceae. The transcript has a single exon. The record is from RefSeq and is a predicted model, not a curated record.
AUGGAUUUUCAAAAGUGUCCAUAUGAGCAUACACUUUUUGUGAAGAUUGGGAAUGAUGCGAAAAUCCUUAUUGUAUACUUAUAUGUUGAUGAUCUUAUAUAUACUGAGAAUGAUAGUGCCAUGUUUGUUGAAUUCAAGAAGUCUUUGAUGGAUGAGUUCGAGAUGUUUGAUCUUGGUAAUAUGCAUUACUUUCUUGGAUUAAAAGUGGUGCAAUCUGAUUAUGGGAUAAUUUUUUUCCAAAAGAAGUAUGUGCGAGAAAUUUUAGAUAGGUUCAAGAUGCUGAACUGCAAUCCCACCAACACACCAGUUGAGUUUGGCUUAAAACUAAACAAAGUUGGGAGAGGAACGAAGGUGGAUAGCACUCUUUACAAACAAAUUGUGGGCAGUAUAAUGUACCUCAAAGCCACAAGACUCGACACUAUGUAUGCAGUAAGUCUUGUAAGUAGAUAG